Molecule: messenger RNA, 1879 nt
Organism: Solea solea (common sole)
Lineage: Eukaryota; Metazoa; Chordata; Actinopteri; Pleuronectiformes; Soleidae
Gene: zc2hc1c
Product: zinc finger, C2HC-type containing 1C
Exons: 3
Coding region: 122-1420 (432 amino acids)
Source: RefSeq, a predicted model, not a curated record
AACAAGUGGUUCGAGAGCAGCUUUUAUCAGACGACGGAUAAAAGUGGCUGCUGGUGACGACCCAGUGGUCGAAUGCAAAGAUUUACAAACAAACACAUGACCUUCUACAACAAGUAAAGUCAUGAGUACAAGGAGAGGAAGGAGUCCUCAGAGUGAGAGAGACACUGAAGGACAAAGACAAGACAGUGUCUAUUCUAAAGCACAACGUGGGGCUGGAAGGAAAGCAGAUGGAGAUGACUGUCCCUUUCCAAAUAAGCCUGUUAGCCACAGAAGUUCCUUCAGCUCCAGGACACACAACUCACUUGAUCGGUUUGAUUCUGAAAACAAUUCUCCUACAAAACAACCUGUUAGAGAAACCACGGGAUCCCAGCAUCGAAAAAAAGACCUACACAGACUGCCCAGUGAAGAACUGCAGCUGGCCAAAGCAAUUCAUGAAAAACAGCUAAAGCUACAGGAGAAGCUGUGGAGGGUUGAGGAGAAAAUAAAACACAAGAUCCAGAGCAACCGUGCUGAAGCUGCUGCAGGCCAUGAUGAGAUGAAGAGGAGAGGCAGGGGACAACCAGAGCGGGGACAAGCUCAGGAAAGAAAACAAGUGGAUGUUAAACAACUUAGGGGGAAGCACGAUCAGCAGAAUGAGGAGAGAAUGAUGAACACAUAUGGAGAAGAUGGGGCUGGAGGGAGAAGAGGAGAAACGAAAGGUGCGGAGAGUUCACAGUCAAAGGGAAAAUCAACUCAGCACAAAGUGAGUGGAGAGAUAAACAAAUCGAGAUGGGAAAAUGUCAAAGAGCGUUCGAGAAGAAAUUGGGAGGAAAAAGAUUAUGAUGUUUAUGGAGAAGAUGUGAGGUCACAGCACGGAAGGGAGAAAACAACAGCACAAAAUAAAGGAGAUGAAGGCUGGACAAGAGAGGAGAAAUACUGGGAAAGAACAUAUGAUGAACAUGAAGACGUGCGUCAGAUUAGUGAACAGAAAAAUGUUGAUGGACUGGAAACAGAAAACCACAGAGAUGCAGAACAUAAGACAUCGAGGGAAUCUUCUCUCCCACCAGAUUUUAGUCCGUCUCAUUCAGGCAGACGACAGGAGGAGGAAGAGGAGGAGCUGGGAUCCAUGGAUAGCACGGGUGCCAACUUCCAGCUUUUCCCUUGCAGAAUGUGCAACAGAAUGUUUGCUCGGGAAAGGCUGGAAAAACAUGCGCAAAUCUGUAAAAAGGUGAAACAGUCGCAUCGUCAGGUCUUCAACUCUUACGCUCACAGAACCAAAGGAUCUGCCUUAGAGGAGUACCUGAAAACCCACACCAGGAGCAAGACUCCAGAGGUUUUCCAGAAAAAGAACUGCAGACAAAAUGACCAAAAGGCCAAGACAAAGACUGUGCAGCACGGUCGACUCCCGGCUGGAACUUCACAGUCAAAGCGGUCCAAGUGAGCCGACUGAGGAGGAUGAUAGGACACUGAUGCUGGGACCAGUUGAAUAAAUCAUGUUAUUGUUCAUAGAAUGUCUUAGUUGUUUUGAUUUUGACUUGUAAAAAUGUAUUCCUUUACUAAACAAAGCUGUGCUUUUACAUCUGUGGUUCUUAAUAUCAGGCAGAAUUGACUUUGUACACCCAACAAAAGACUGCUGUUACGUUUUAUUUAUGGUGUUUACACAAAGCACGAAGCAACGGUGGAACUGUGAGAGAAGAAAUGUCUUCCCAUUAUUUGGAUUAAAAUUGCUGGAAAACACAAACCACAUUUAAAUGCUUUCAACAAAUUGUAUAUAUAUAGAUAUAUAUAUAUAAAAAUCACCUGAGGCACAGCAUUGUCAUAUUUCAUAUCACCUUUGGUUUCAAUAGCUUGUAAGGCACUCUUUACUAUAUUUAAAGUACAUUUUACUGCAUGAAAAGAA